CAGUUGAGAUACAUAUACUUAUAAAAUAAUUUUCAUAAUAAUGAGCUUAAACUGUAUUGCCUUGCUCAUAGGAUUUAGGUUUUAUCUAACAAUGCAAUUACUUUGCCCUUGAAUUGCCUGUAUUUUGUUUGUGUGAAAUGCUACCUCAAUCUGCUGGCUCUCCAAUGGAUUGUGAUGAGCCUGGUACCAAUGAACAGUCCAUGCCACCCGAUAUUUGUCUCAAGUCAUCAAUGAAAUUCUCCCUAAAUCAUAGUCAGGACUUUGGCUCUCCUCCUUCUCCUCGCUCUUGCCCACCUCAACAAGAACAAGAUGCAUAUUCCCUUAUUAAAGAAAAUAUGGACAUUGUGAAAGAAGAUGCAUUUGAUCCUACAUUCACCUCAUCGGACCUUCUACAGUCAGCAUGCAUCAGUGAUUGCAGUGAUGUUCAUGAUCAUGCUGAUAUAGCUGAAAGUCUCCCAGACUUGUGUGGUGGAGUGGAUUCAUCUCGAACUUGUUCAGUUACUUUGAAAUCCUCUCCUGAAACUGAGGGAAAUCUGCAAGCUUCUUCUAGCAGUUGUGAUGGCAUGAUGAUGCCUACAAGUGAUUGUCAGCAUGGAGCAAAACCUAAAAUAUUCAAGUAUAGCAACUUGAACAAGCCUAAAAAGACUACUGGGAAAAUUCAAAAUAGUCCAAUUAUGAUAGAAUCAUCUAAAGUUGUCAUGGAGACUCAAAGAAGUGAAUUUGCCAGUCCUGUGCAUCCUAAGACUAGUUUAUCUUUGCCACAUAAAAUCUGUGAUUCUACUAUAGAAGAAAAAGUUUCUAACUCUCAUGCUGCUGUGGAUAAACGAAAUGAAUUCCAUAGUUUAGAUAAUGAUAUUGAUAUCAGUUCAAUGAAAUGUGAUGAUAAACAGACUCCUGAUCUCACUUCUGGCUACACUCAUUCCAAUGAAACUGAAGACUUUGCAAUGCCAGUAGAUCUUCUUAAGAAUGAAGAAUCAGCUUCUUCUUUUUUAAUCACAAGCAAUGCCCCCAGUGAUUGUGGGGAUGACCAUUCCUGUGUUCAAAUUAAUGAUUUAGUGGAUUCUGAUGCCAAGGAUGAAGAUGGCAUUCCCAGUCUAAUGGAAGACUAUUUGUUGUAUGACAGUCACCCCAUAAGUUUGGUUGCAUGCGGUAUCUGGGACUGUGAUAGUCGCCAAACACAAUCUGAGUGCAGUGAUGGUGCUCGGAGUGGUCUGUUGCUGGUGAGCAACAACCUUCGCUCUGCCAGCCAUCCCAUGUUUUCUCGGUGGCCAUGUGAGGCUUACAUUCCAUCUCACAUGCUCAUAGAAGUGGCAUUCAACUCGCAUGGGUCAUCAUUAGGAGUCUCAGCAGAGGGUGGAAACCACCAUAUUUAUGGCAUAGCUCUGGGCACCUCGGCAGCUGCUGAUGACUCAGAGGCACAGGCACGAGAGAAUGAACAAAUGAAGCUUGCUAAGCGCAUGGGUCUCAUCCACCACCUUCCCCAGGGCACGGUUGAUGCUGGGACCAGCGUUAGAGAGUGCGUUAUAUGUAUGAUGGAUCUGAUUGAGGGCGAGAAGGUUCGCUACUUGCCCUGCAUGCACGUGUACCACACGCAUUGCAUAGAUGACUGGUUCCAGCGCUCCUUCACGUGCCCCUCGUGCCUAGAGCCUGUGGACGCGGCCCUCCUCAACACCUACAACACCACGUAGCCUGUGGACGCUGCACUUCUCAACACCUACAACACCACGUAGCCUGUGGACGCUGCACUUCUCAACACCUACAACACCACGUAGCUUGUGGACGCGGCCCUCCUCAACACCUACAACACCACAUAGCUUAUAGAAGCAAUGUUCCUCAACACCUACAACACCACAUAGCUUGUGGAAGCGAUGAUCCUCAACACCUACAACACCACAUAGCUUGUGGAAGCGAUGAUCCUCAACACCUACGACACCACGUAGGUUGUGGAAGCUGCACUUCUCAUCAAUUACAACCCAAUUCUGCCUGUGCUCAAUACCUCCGAGACAUUAUAAAUACGUAUAUUUUUCAAGAAAUUGCCAAACUCGAGCUAAUUUUGCUGACCUUCUCGAUUGUUUACCAUUUUUGUUCAUCCCAAAUCAUAACACUGGCCACAUAAUUUUGGUGCAUAUGUCUACUGCCUUCAAAACUACAUCUCUCAUUCGUUUCUGUUUGUGUAAUGAAAUUUCUAAAUAGCUCAAAAAUUGAAAAUUCCAGCCUAUAAAGGUACAAUUCCCCAAUUACCUUACCUUCCAACAUUCAGGACUGUUUUGCAAACAGCACUUUACCAAUUUGACGCAUAAAGUUCAGUUUCGAUGCAAAGAUAGUUGAUUCUUGCUUUGAUAUCAGGUUUGAACGAGGCUCCUGUUAACUCCUGCAGAAGCUCUAGUACUGCCUGGAUAUGUAGCCCUGUUUGUAGACUUGGCAAAUAUGGCGUACAUGCAAGUUGUUAAAGCGACCAUUCUUGCUUAUGUUCAGCCUUCCAAUAAAGUUUUACACGGCCAUGUUUUCAUGACUGGGGAACUACACCCCUUGUUUAAAGCACUCCUGCGUCUUGGUGUUACAAUUGGUACCCUGUAUGAGCUGAGCUUCCGGAAAUAUUCACUACUCAUUUUAAGAUAAAUGUUAAAUACAACGCAUGGAUUACACGUUUCUAGAAACAUCAAUACAGCCUCUGUGUAUUGUGUAUGCCUCAUCUCUGUUAAAAUUUGUUUAUGUGGUAUUCCGAAUCACCGCAAUCUCGCCUUAGACUCGUGUAUGUGCCACGCCGGCCUGGCAACCAAGAUUUGCUACAGGAUUUUCUUCAGUGCUGCGAAUGAACUUCACUUCCACGUCUGCCAAAUAACUUCGCUUAAGUGCUGCUCUCACGUUCUGAAUUCUUUCUUUAUUUGUAUGCAAAAAUCACAUUCUGCUAUUGAGUUGUCAAACGGUUUGACCUAACAAUUUCUAUGGAUUAGUUUGUGAAUGUCCAUAAUUAUUUUCCUAGAUCUGCGAUAGAUUUGACGUGACUCAUGUCAACAAAUUAUUUCUCACAAUGCUUUCUGUUUCAGUGUAUUUCUUAGAACCCCAUUUACUAUUCAUUUCUGGAAUCGUUAACCCCAGAACCUUGUUUACUCAGAACCCCCAGUGUUACUAUUAGAUUUCCUCCAUUAAUGUGGACAUGGAUUUAUUAAAUUCAUCACCUUAAAUCAUAUUCGUUUGUCAUAAUCGAGUGGUGCGUUUGGAAUGUCAGCCACUACCUGAAUUCUCUGAUGGAUCUUUCUACAGUUUGUAGGACUUGUAUUUAGAUCUGUGUUGUGGUUUAGAUCAAUGAUUUGUAGGCUCGUUUUCCUUUGAGCCAUUUCCCUCUAUGACUUUUAGACCUGCUUGACGCAUGGCUAUGCUAGCAUUUCUCUUCUAGUGGUGAAAUGCAAGUCUCCAGAUCCUUCCAGUUUUCUUUUCCUCUCUAUCUACUGACUGUAACUUUAGCUUACAGUUCUCUAGAAAACAAUAGUAUUGAGACGUUUAAUGCAUCCGCAGAUAAAAGAUUAAUGUUCAUGAAGCUUUUCGGUUGCAGCGGGCUGCACCAGACACAAUAUUAAAUCCAAUAUUUUCUCUAAUGAAGUUCAUGGACCGAAAACAAUUUUCUUAUUUGCAUCUUGUUGAAGGCCUUUGUGUGUGCUGCCGUUCGCAUUUUAGUUUCUAUUCUGUCUUCUAUUAAUGAAGCCCAAGGCAUUUGGAUAAUGGAACCAAACUACAUGGGUAUUUUGAUGUUACGGUAUGUAAUUAGCAAGCGAACAUAGCCAGUUUAAUACUUUUAUUCCGUGUUUAGAUUUCCUAACUCAUAGUGCUCUUGCUACCGCAGUUAACUUCUUAGAUACAUCGUAUUUGUUCGGUACAAUUAAUUUACAUUCUGCCUGGAUAAUUAUGUUAUGGAAUCGAGCUUGGCAUCGCGACUGUGGCAAAAACUUCAAAAUGUGAUUUUCUUUUAUUAAUAUAGAUAUAUGUUCAAAGUGAGUAUUUCCUUGGAAAUUAACUAGUAAAACAUGUUUAAAUUGACACAAUUUUCUUUUCUUCUAACAACACCACACCAACGUUGUUUUUGUACAAUGUAUGUCCUUCAUUCUGUACUUAUAUAUCUUGUAUAUAAUAGCAUUAAGGUGAAAAUGGCUUGUACGGCUUCUUAGGAUUUGUAGGAUGUUUAGAUGUUUCUAAACUUCUAGGCUUGAAUUUCUUUCGUAGAUGCCACCUUGGAUUUCCUUUGCAAUUUGAAUGGAAGCUAUACAGCUUUGGAUUGUUUGCUUUUUUCUGAUCUUUUUCAGAAAAAUUUCCUGACAGUUUCCGACGUUUUACUUCUGGCAUUAUUUGCAGCCACGAUUUGUUUUCAAUGUUAUUUGAAAAAUUCUUCAAAUAAAAUCGUCCCUUUUCAAGGAAAACAAGUUUGAUUAGUUACAUCAGAAUAAUCUAGAUUGAUUUAAAUUGUAAACGUUGUACACAAGUCCAUGUCAUCGGUCUGAUGUAUAUGACAAAAUGGAAGUCUUGCGACGACGCUGUUUUUUAGUCAGGUUCAUGAUGAAAUUUUGUUUUUAAGUGCGUUUUGAAUACUUGCAGUCCCUUCACCUGCUGCAAGUCGCUUUUGUAGUACUCGUGUUGACAUUUUAUUGAACACUUGAAGAAAUGGUCGUGAUUCCACUGCUUGUUAACGCAUUAUGGGGAACAAGCAUCCUAGUGCACCGAUUUCAGACCCUCUUCGGUAAUCAUAUUGUUAAUUUAAAAAAUAACCUAGGCUUUUAGGUCACCACAUCGUCAUCAGGGUGCUACUCUCUCCUUAAUUCGUCUAUGUAUAAGUUACGUUGCAAUAUUCUUGUUAAACUCUGAACGCUUUAUUUUUAAUAUGUCUGAAGGGUUGGUGCGGUAAAGAAAAAAUAUUUAUGAGCGAGGGAAGACCGUCUCGUGAGUCGUGAUUGCUUUCGUUUGAAUGGAUGUAAUGAAUUUGAUUUAAUUGGAACGUUCAAUGGUGUAUGUAAAAAUUAGGGCGUGAACGGGUAGAUUUAUCAGUAUCAACAAGUGAAAAUACAACAAUAUAUUUUUUUAUUACGCAUAGAUUCUGAAGUUUUUCAUUACUAAAGUUAUCUUCAUAACAGAUGUCUAUACUUCUUUCUUUCCAAUUCAAAUGGAUUGCAUUCAUUACUUAGGAUUUUACUUGACUGGAAAAAUUGUGUUGAGGUACGUAUCUGUUGUUAACUGUUGCGCUGUCUUCAAUUUCAGAAGUUUCCACUAUAAUCCAUGUAUGCUCGUUUUAAUGCAGGGUGGUGGCAGUGUUGUUUCGCCAAUUAUCAUGGUUUGUUUCUAGAUUUGAUUUUCGCAACCUUAACCACGAUGGUUUUAUUAUUGUUCGUAGCACCGUAUCAACUGUAGUCAUUAUUUAUAGGCUACUAGUCAUAACUGUGUCUCGUAGAGCUUCACGUUGAAGGCUUGGUUGUGGUCGUGAAAACGCGUGUAUGCAAAGCGGAAAACUGGCAAGGUAUUGCCACACUAUUUGAUCCCAUUUAGAAUCUCGCCCGAAGGAAUAGGCUUUUUGAACAACCCGCCCUCCUUCUCACUCCUGUAUUGAUUUCAUAUUGAACUCAAUACCAUAUCUGCGUUUGAAGUCUAUAUUCUGGGUGUUUCUUUUUUUCAGCAAAGUAGUUGUUGUUCAACUCUCCCGUGGGGAUGGAAUUUUGGCGACUUUCGCUAUUGCUCACUGUGAAUUUUUUUCAUAUUUCAAAGCCUUUUUGCACUUGUCUUGAUAAUUUUUAUUUCUUAUUUUAUCUUUUGUCCUAUCCGCACGCUAUUUCAAGGGUUCUUUCCGAUUAUCUUGUUUUCUAUUGAUACUUUGGCUUCCUGGAAAUUUUUCAGUUGUUGCUUUAAAGUUGUCGUAGUCACAACCGUCACUCGUGAAUUUUGUUGUAUUGAUGCAGGUACUAUUAUUUUAAUUGCAGAUUUAGUUAUGUGAUGCGUGCUCACUUAAUCACUUGUCGCUGUAGCAUGUUGGACCAGUCAAGUUCAUGUUAGAGUAUAUAAUAAGUGAGAGUUAUUGGCUAUUUACGUUAUCAAUUGAGUUCCUAAUUUGUUCUCGAAUUAUUUUAAUAAGUAGAGUUUUUAUAACUUUGUGCUGAGAACACUUUUCUGCUGCACUGUGUCAGCGCUCACUGCAGUGCUACAAUAUAUCCUGUGUAUCCGCUGCUAUAUCUACGAUGGACAAGAGGUUUUUGAACGAGUCAUAAUACGAAGAUGAACUCUUCCACUUGCCCUUCAGUUAUACCUAUCAUAAUUUCUCAAAUUUAUGAAUCAGUGAAUAAUUUUGUACUAACAAUAACAGUAAUAUUUUUCAUUCCUCGACCUGUGAGCUGCAAAAUACAAAGCCAACUUGGCAAAUCGUUAUAAACAGUCAUGAUUUAUUAACGUUUGUCAUGUAUUCACACGUCAUGUUUAACAGUUUUAAUUGAAAUUAUAUUAUCUAUCGUUUCAAGUUGCGUUCUUGCAACAUUCGUGAUGGUGGCUGUCGCUGAUUUACAGUUUAUAAGUCAGGAGGAUUUUAAUCUGUUGAUUGUGAUACAUAGUUUACAGGACAUUUGCUUCACUUAUUUAUAUCUAAUACAAGGAAUGUUGGGUCAGUUGGGUCUGCCUUGUAGGCUGAUUGGUUUUGCUCUGUUUAGUUUGUCUGAUAUGUCCGAGGAUUAGAAAGAAAUCAUUCCAACUAAAUUAAAUCUUUGACGUCACACGACCAUGCGAUGGAAAUAUAUCUCAUUUCUUGAAUAGUUCAUUUACUCUUUUCUCUGCUGACGAUAAAUAAUUUUUUCAAGUGAUCUUUUUGUGUAGAUGCAAAGUGUAAAUGUUGACGAUCGUUAAGGCGAUCAACGACGAUCACGUUCUCUUGCAAACACCUAAAUAAAGUAAAAAUUUUAUUACGAGCUACGUGCUGCUCGAGACAGGCUGGUUCUGUUCGCAUGUUCUUAAUAUCCUCUGCAAUAUGAUCUGCUACAC
This is a messenger RNA of Hyalella azteca, 7002 nucleotides long. RefSeq names its product RING finger protein 11 (gene Rnf11). The record is from RefSeq and is a predicted model, not a curated record. NCBI's taxonomy places the organism in Eukaryota, Metazoa, Arthropoda, Malacostraca, Amphipoda, Hyalellidae. The coding region runs from base 138 to 1688 and encodes 516 amino acids. The transcript has 3 exons.